Molecule: messenger RNA, 1868 nt
Organism: Neltuma alba
Lineage: Eukaryota; Viridiplantae; Streptophyta; Magnoliopsida; Fabales; Fabaceae
Product: UDP-glucuronic acid decarboxylase 2-like
Exons: 7
Coding region: 310-1593 (427 amino acids)
Biological process (GO): D-xylose metabolic process
Cellular component (GO): cytoplasm
Molecular function (GO): UDP-glucuronate decarboxylase activity; NAD+ binding
Source: RefSeq, a predicted model, not a curated record
AAUGCUGAACCUGCAAAAUUAAAGCAAGAUGCACCUUCCACGCUCUUGGAGCGAUUAUAUGGCCAAAUUUCAUGCAAGUGAAUUCAAAGCACCUUCUUCUCCCUCCCUCUCUCUCAUCUUCCCUGCGUAAACAAACUCUCUCCUUUUCUCUUUUCUUCUUUCUUCCGUCAGUUACGAUUACGAACUCUUGAAACUGCGUGAUCCUUCGAGCAUUUGAGCCUUUCGCCUGCCAUAAUUCACGCAAGAGAUCAGUCAAUCGCCUAUACGAAACUGAGACGUUGUUGGGCAGUGUUUGUGGCUGUGAGAGAUAUGACUUCUGAGCUCAUUCACAGAGCCCAAACAAGCGAGACCGGAGAACCCACCUUGGAUUCACCACGUUCUUCGGAUUUUCGAGGAAAACCCGCACACCCAGUUUCCCGAAUGUUUCGAGAGAGAGUUCCUUUCUUCCUUAUCGGCGUUGCUAUCGCCACCUGCUUCUUCCACUUCUUCUCUCAUUCCCCAUCGCCGAUUCCUGACUUGCUCGUCGAUUCCGAGUUGGCUCUGCCGACUCGGCGAGUGCUGCUCGAGGAAGCUGCGACGCAUCCUCGGGGUAAAACCGGGAAGGUGCCUAUGGGGCUGAGAGGAAAGAGGAAGAGGAUUCUGGUGACCGGUGGAGCCGGCUUCGUCGGGAGCCACCUGGUGGACCGUCUGAUCGACCGAGGCGAUAGCGUCAUCGUCAUUGAUAAUUUCUUUACGGGCAGGAAAGAGAAUUUGAUUCACCACUUUGGAAACCCCAACUUCGAGCUCAUUCGACACGACGUCGUUCAACCCAUCCUCUUGGAGGUUGACCAGAUCUACCAUUUGGCUUGUCCUGCUUCCCCUGUUCAUUAUAAGUUCAAUCCCGUCAAGACCAUCAAGACCAAUGUGGUGGGCACACUGAAUAUGUUGGGACUGGCAAAGAGGGUUGGUGCUCGCUUUUUGCUAACUAGCACCAGUGAGGUGUAUGGUGAUCCUCUUCAACACCCUCAGGCUGAGACCUAUUGGGGCAACGUUAAUCCUAUUGGUGUGAGGAGCUGUUACGAUGAAGGAAAGCGCACAGCAGAAACCCUGACCAUGGACUAUCACAGAGGCGCUGGCAUUGAGGUGAGGAUUGCUCGUAUCUUCAACACCUACGGACCAAGAAUGUGCCUUGACGAUGGGCGUGUGGUUAGUAACUUCGUUGCUCAGGCACUGAGGAAGGAGCCGUUGACUGUUUAUGGCGAUGGAAAACAAACAAGAAGCUUCCAAUAUGUUUCCGACUUGGUGGAAGGACUAAUGAAGCUAAUGGAAGGUGAGCAUGUUGGUCCUUUCAAUCUCGGCAAUCCUGGUGAAUUCACCAUGCUUGAACUUGCUCAGGUGGUACAAGAGACGAUAGAUCCAAACGCAAAGAUAGAGUAUAGGCCAAACACAGAGGAUGACCCACAUAAGAGAAAACCAGACAUUUCAAAGGCAAAGGAGCUUCUGGGCUGGGAGCCUCUUGUGCCCCUUCGCAAGGGACUUCCCCUAAUGGUGUCCGACUUCAGACAACGAAUAUUUGGUGACUCCAAAGAUGCGAUGGGCAAUUCUGCCUCGUAGAUUUACAAAGACAGAGACACAUAAUUAUUUAGUGAAAAUCAUAAGCAUGUAUUGAAUAAGAGGGACUCCCUGAUAUUUAGAAAUAUACUGCGUGGGUAUAUGUCUUGGGGCAAAAUAAGCAGCAUUGGUAGUGCCAUGAAAAGAUUAUUUAGGUGUGUCAUCCGGAGUUCAGUUUUUAAUUAUUGAGUUAUUAUAUUUUAUUGGGGAGUAUAGUUAUUUUGGUUAAAUUACAAUUAAAUUAUACCAACGUCUUUUUCACAAUGAAGUUUUGCUUU